AUGCAAAAACAACUUGCUCUUCAUCAAGAACAAUCUCCUGUAGAGGUUUAUCGCAGUCAACGAAUGUCAAAAGAAGAAUGGAAUCAACUUUCUAAGGCAACGGGUCAAUGCAUUUCAAUGAAUUCUUUUGUGUCAACAAGCCUUGAACGAAAUGUUGCCAAAUUUUAUAAAACAGGAGCCAAUCAUGAUGAUAAUGAAAUUGGAAUAAUGUUUCAUAUUAAAGCAAAUCCUUGUUUGUCUGGCGAUCUAAUACAACCAUUUGCUAAUAUAGUUUGUUUCAGUGAAUUUCCAGAUGAAAAAGAAAUUGUAUUCAUGGCUGGUAGUAUUUUUCGUAUUAUCAAAAUUAUUGAUGAAAACCCAUUUCCAAUAGUUGAAAUGGAACUUUUUAGUAAAGAAGAAAACGAUUUAAAAAUGCUCUUCGAAUCAUUGCGUCGUGAAUUUGGAGGUUUACCAGGAGGAGAACUAAAGAAAACAAGUAUACAUUCUCUAGGAAAUUUUGCAAGCAGAAUGAUUAAAUUCGACGUAGCGGACAGAUUUUUUCGUCGAUCCUAUUAUGAAUCUUCCAAAGAUGAUCCAAAUCCUGCUGAUUACUGUCAAAAUAUUGGUAUGGCAGCUCUUCAUACAGGUCGAUAUGAAGAGAGUGUUCGAUGGUUAGAUCAAGCGCUCAAAUUAUACGAAAGUAGAGGUCUUGUUGAUGAUCCUUGUGUUGCUAGUCUAUACAUAGCCCAAGGAAUUUUGAAUACUAAAAAGAAAAAACGAAAACAAGUUCUUGACUCAUACAAUAAAGCUUUGAAAAUCUAUCAGACAAGCUCUGGUGAACAUGAUUCAGAUAUUGCACUGUGCUACCAUAAUAUGGCUAAUCUUUUUGAACGGCGAAAGUAG
Messenger RNA from Rotaria sp. Silwood2, 882 nucleotides. Lineage: Eukaryota; Metazoa; Rotifera; Eurotatoria; Philodinida; Philodinidae. The record is from the annotation of a GenBank genome assembly.